This is a messenger RNA of Jatropha curcas, 1512 nucleotides long. RefSeq lists its product as uncharacterized. Gene Ontology annotation, molecular function: serine-type exopeptidase activity; dipeptidyl-peptidase activity. The record is from RefSeq and is a predicted model, not a curated record. Lineage: Eukaryota; Viridiplantae; Streptophyta; Magnoliopsida; Malpighiales; Euphorbiaceae. Gene Ontology annotation, biological process: proteolysis.
AUGGCCCAAUUUGCAGUGUCGUUUCAGCUACUAAUUGUGCUUGCGGCAACUUUUGUCUCUGCAAGUUUGAGUUAUGGUAUUUUUGAAAAAUUUACCGAUGCCACAGAAGAACUUCCUCCUGAGUUUGUAACAUUGUACUACACACAGACACUCGACCAUUUCAACUACAAACCAGAAAGCUAUGAGACCUUUCAACAGAGAUAUAUUUUGAACUCAAAGUACUGGGGUGGGCCAAAUACUAGCUCACCCAUUUUUGUCUAUGCAGGUGCAGAAUGUAACAUAACACUUGUUAUUCCCCCAGGUGGGGGAUUCAUGGCUCAUCUUGCUUCUCGUUUUAAUGCCUUGUUGUUAUAUAUAGAGCAUCGCUUUUAUGGAGAAUCAAACCCUUUUGGUCCUUCAAGUCUCCAAAAUGCUACUACUCUUGGUUACUUAAGCUCGGCACAAGCUUUAGCAGAUUAUGCACAACUGAUUCUAGAUGUUAAGAAGAAUCUGUCAGCAGAAAGUUCCCCAGUAAUUGUUGUUGGAGGUUCUUAUGGUGGAAUGCUUGCAUCAUGGUUUCGUCUGAAAUAUCCUCACAUUGUCAUUGGUGCCUUGGCAUCAUCUGCUCCGAUACUUUACUUUGAUGACAUAACACCACAGGAUGGAUUUUUUGUUGUUGCAAGCAAAGAUUUUAAGGAUACCAGUGAGAGUUGUUACAACACCAUAAAACAGUCCUGGUCUGAAAUUGAUAAAGUUGCAGCUCAACAAAAUGGACUGGAGACUCUUAGAAGCAUCUUCAGCCUUUGCGAUCGUCUGCACUCGGUGGGAAUGCUCAAAUUCAUAUUACGAAGAGUGUAUUUAUAUUCAGCUCAGUAUGACAAUCCUCCAUACUUUUAUGUUGAAAAAGUAUGUGGUGCCAUUAAUGGAGCUCCAGAAGGAACUGAUACUCUCGGCAGAAUUGCAGCAGGUCUAAACGCAAGUAUCUUCUCAUGCCACUCUAAUCCUACUUGGAAGUCAAUUGUAGAUGAAGAUUUAUGGCUAUGGCAGGUAUGCACUGAACUUGUAAUGCCAAUUGGACUGGACAAUAACAAUACAAUGUUUGAGGCAUUGCCUUUCGAUAUGAACAGACACGUGAAUAUGUGCCAAAGUAUAUUUGGUAUCUCGCCAAGGCCUCAUUGGAUCACAACGGAAUACGGUGGCCAUGACAUAAAAUCUGUACUGGGAAACUUUGCAAGCAACAUCAUUUUCUCCAAUGGACUAAGAGACCCGUUUAGUGUUGGAGGAGUUCUUGAGGACAUAUCAGACAGCGUUGUUGCCAUAAAAACAGAAAAAGGUGCCCACUGCUUGGAUUUAUAUACAGCAACUCCAAAUGAUUCUGAUUGGUUGGUUGCACAGAGGGAAGAAGAGAUCAAUAUCAUAGCCCAUUGGAUUGAUGAAUACAAUGCCAAGCCCAGCAAUGACGCAAGAAAUUCACUAUUUUAUUGUAAUUAUUAUUUGAUUUCUUUCUUCAUAGCUAUUUGGUUAGUUGGUUAA